Suillus discolor is the source of this 1577-nucleotide messenger RNA. RefSeq lists its product as uncharacterized. The record is from RefSeq and is a predicted model, not a curated record. NCBI's taxonomy places the organism in Eukaryota, Fungi, Basidiomycota, Agaricomycetes, Boletales, Suillaceae. The transcript is spliced from 3 exons. The coding region runs from base 79 to 1386 and encodes 435 amino acids.
CUAGAGUGGCGUCAGCAGCAGUGCUUGAGAACAUUACUAGUACUUCUACAGCCUGAGCUCUGGCUCUAGUUACUAGCCAUGGAAUCCAACCCAUCAAUUAGCAUAUCGACAAUACGAACUUUGCACGUUCCUCAAGAAGUAUUGGAGAAUAUCCCAGGACAUUCCCAGCCGUCAUCACCACGGUCAAGCGCCCUAGCGACUUCCCCAAACAGCCCUUCUGAGUCGGUAUCCUCAUUACCUUCCGUCGGCUCUUCAUUCUUCUUUUCUUCCGCGGCUGCCAGUCCACCGCGCUUCCAGCCUCAGUCUAAUCACUAUGCACGGGAUUCUAGUACACAGGGGCUUAUCAUACCGUCUCUGACCCUACCAGCUCCAUUGCGUUGUCCCACUCCUUUUGGAAAAACCCUUGGAGACCUGAGGUUGCUAGUCGUAGGAAAUGGUGCUGAUGACCGUGAGCUGGUAUCCAAUAUACUCUUGGACGACAACGAAGAUGUUGUGGAUAUUAGUGGAUGGGAGGAUUUCGAAUACGGUUCGAUUUUAAGAGCAUCCACAGAUUGGAUCGAGCAUCGAGAUGCCCACGGACUUGAGAAGUUCGAACCUGCAAAGAAUGUCGAGAUAAUAUCCAUCGCACGACACGAGUUCGAUGAUAAUUUAACGAAAUCUUCCAUAUUACCUGUUAUCCAGUCGCCAUUUCACUCAGUAUCUGAAUUAAUUGAUCCCCGAUGUCAGGCAUCUGCUGCUCUGGCUAACUUAAUUGCAUCACCGUGGUCGCCAUUGCAUACCGCGCUCAUUAUCCUAUCCAGCUCAGGCCCGUCUACUUCUGAAGAUGGCCCCAUCGACUUACUUACUCCACAUAUCCCUGUCAUACUCAUGCGUCGUGGUCCAGAUCAUACACAUUUCCCUUCGCGCCCCCACAUGUCUUCAUUCAGGCCACGUUCAACAGCUGCUCUUCGGAAUGGCCUUUUUCGCUCACCAGAGACGCUUUCUUCACUACGAUUUGAGGCGGCGGAGCGCUUCCUUCGCUGGCGUGAAGUCGAGUGCGCCGUAGAGGGAAUAAACGCCUCCCAUCGAGAAACUGUUUCCCUGUCUUCCAACGCACCUUUAUGGAACAAGGCGAAAUGGGAAGCAGAAUGGGGAUCUCGAUUGUCCCAGGAUGUCGCUAUCUCUUGCGAGCGCGAAGACCCCGUGAGGGUUCCAGAGCAGCAGUGCUUUGAUCCACUGCACUUAUCAUCACUAAUUUCGUUCUCUUUGUGCCUCCUUGAUCCUGCGACGAAAUUGCUCAGCAGGAGCGUUUCUACGUUUGUCGAUAAGUUGGCAGACAGCCAGGUCAGGAUAGCAAUGGUGGGCAGUUUAUGUUUGGGAAUUGGGAUCGGGAUGAUGAUACGAUGAGGGACGGCAUUUCAGAAGGCAGUUAGUUUGUCAUGAGGAGCGUGCGUUCGCUUGAUUCUCGUACACAUAUUUGCGUUAAAUCGUAAUAUCCGGUUCAUUUUACUAUUACUUACUUACUGCGCAUCUAUUAGUGGUAGUUGGAGUGCACGAUUCAGAGACAAAUCAGCGCGAUUCAGAGGGGGUUCAGCGAU